AUGUUCCAGAGCGGAGGAGGGGCUUUAUUUAAGAUGCAGGAGGUGGGCACAUCGUCGAUCGCAUCACUUUCUCUAAGGAUCAUGGACGAAACAACACGUGGACGCUUAGCCCAGGCUAUCCGGGAUGCAUUCACAGCCUCCAGCAUAGAUCAUGAUGAGGAUUAUAUUGAUUCUUUGAUCUCUAAAGUCGACGAUGAUGUCCUCCAGGCUCAUCUCGCGAACCAAGGUAAUAACGCAGGCGACACUCCAUUAAGAACCAGCGGCCGAGCUUUACAAACACCUCCGGCCUCUCCAGCUAAAGGGCGUGGAUCCAAUAGGAUUUCAAAUGCCCAGAAAAGGGAGUAUGCAAAUCUAGUGGGCGCGGAACCAAGGAAGAAAAAAAGGAAGCAAACCCAGCAGUGCUCAGACAAAUGUGCUGAUGAACCAUCACCCGGUCGCAUUGCUGAUGAAACGAUCGAGACGGGCCCUCAGAGUAUUGAUCAACCGCCCUUGCCCACUGACGACCAUGGGAACGCAGCCCACCCCUCGAAUCUCUCGGUCGAAACUUCCUCAUCCUAUCACCCAGACUCUGCGUUCACAACGAAAGCAAUGGCUUCGAUUCUGUUCGAGUGCUUUAUCGUCAAUUCAGUAAUCUCUAGAUACGGUCACCGAACCUACGUGGGCCCAGCUAGGACCGACCUUAAUCAUAUACGAAAGUACACCGAUGAGGUUGCGGAGUAUAGUUACGAACAGGCAAUCAGCGCCAUUCACAGGGACAACGCUUUGGCUAUGGGUAAGGGUGUGCAGAAUCGGUACUGUGAAACAAUAUUCUGGAAAAUCAUUCUCAAGGGUGCAGCUUUAAUCGAUCCUGCCAGCUUGCAGUCUGCAAAAGGACCUGCCGACGGCUUCACUAUGGCGGAGAAAGCUGCAACCAAGAGGUUUAUGGAAGAUGCUGGAUACAGGUUAGGUGCCGAAAACCAACGACAGUGCCGGAUCUUUUGGAGAAAUCUUCUCAAAAUGCGAGAAGCCGGUAUCGAAAAAGUCCUAUAUUACCGCACCAAAGAAUUCGACAGCUACUGCAAAGGGUAUCCCAAAACGUCAAAAGUUUCUCUUGUGGAUACAAUCAAGAAGUGGGAGGCACAGUAUAGACCUUAUAUCGAACAGCUAGAAACACGGCUUCUUAGGCUCGGGAAAGGCGACCUGGCGCGCGUAUCUGAUCUUGACAAUCCUCAAGUUACUGAGAGGCUGAAAGUUCAGGAGUCCUGUUGGAAUUGUGCCGGAAAUGAAUGGGCUUUCCCCAACGAGGAAGAAAGCUACAAGGGAGUUGGCUUGCAGACUUUCUCUCCUGAUAUGGUAUGCGCACCCUACGAUAACCAACUAGUGUCAGAGUCUGGUGGAGAUAAGUCUUCAUUCACCUUCCUCUUGCCGAAAGACGACAGUUCUUUGCUCGUCUGUUCCAUCAUCCCCGUGCACGAGGGAGAUUUUCUAGGUGUCUUUUCUGGUAAGAUUCGUUUCUCGGAAACCUGGAGUCCCACACACGGUAUUCGCGGUCCUGUCGACAACCUGUGGUUAGACUAUUCUCAAGUCACUGGUACGCUGAACCAAAUGCUCGUUUCAGAAACUGGUGGGUCCACAAACGUUCGCAUCCAGUGGGAUUUAAUCCACGAUGAUGUUGACACAGAUAAUUGCACCUCCUGGAGAGUUUCGGUGAAAGCUACUAAGCCAAUAAUGCCGUUUGAACCUCUCGUUCGCGAGGCUGCUCAGCAAGAGCAAUAUGUAUUGCACUUAUCUCCUGAGCAUGCAAAGAGAGGCUUUCUCGAACUUUGCGAAACUGACUGA
Messenger RNA from Penicillium waksmanii, 1818 nucleotides. RefSeq lists its product as uncharacterized. The coding region runs from base 1 to 1818 and encodes 605 amino acids. Lineage: Eukaryota; Fungi; Ascomycota; Eurotiomycetes; Eurotiales; Aspergillaceae. The transcript has 3 exons. The record is from RefSeq and is a predicted model, not a curated record.